UUUUGUGUUAGAGGUUCACAAAUUUCACUUUCACACACUCAUCUUCAUUUAGCAAAAUCAACAAUUCCAAAUUCAUAAUUUUUUCCAAACACCAACAUGCAACAACAACAACAACAAUUUCAUUUCCACAACAAUCUUCCAUAUCCAAAACCAAAAAACACAUUACAACAUUUUCUCAAACACAAACCCUAUUUUCAAACCACACAAAAAUUCACUUACAAUAAAACCACCAAUCCCUUCAAUUUCAUUCACAUAAAAAAGUUUCCACCUUGUAAUGCAAUAACAUCAUCAUUCCCAAACCCUUCUUCACCAAAAAAUGAAACUACUAUUGUUUCAAAAAAAAAUAUUGAUGUUGAAAAUUCCAAUGGAAAAAAAAAGUUUUUGGGGUGCAGUUAGUUUAAUAAUUGGUGCUGCUGUUGGGCCUGGAAUGUUGGGCCUACCAUCAUUAACAAUUAAAUCAGGCCCAAUACCUUCAACAAUCAUAAUCUUAUUAUCAUGGAUUUAUGUAAUGUCAUCAAUAAUUCUUGUAGCUGAACUUUGUUUUGAUUCAAUGCAAAAAAACAAUGUUGAUGAAGUUAGUUUCACAAACCUAGCAACAGCAACAUUAGGGAAAAAAUUUGGUUCAUUUGUUGCAUUGGUUUACACAAGUUUGUGUUUUUCACUUCUUGUUGCAUGUGUUUCUGGAAUUGGUUCAAUACUCUCACCAAUUUUUCUUCAAUGGUUCAAUUUCAAUUUCAAAACCCUAAUUCUUCAUUCAAUUUUCCCUGUUUUUCUUGCAAUUUUGAUUGUGUUUUUCCCUUUCAAAACCAUUGAUUUUGCAAAUAGGGUUUUGUGUUUCCUCAUGCUUUUUUCAAUAACUGGAUUAGUAAUUGUUGGAAUUGUUGUUGCUAGGGUUAAUAUAAUUACCUCUUUUGCUUCAAUUUCAUGGAAAUUUUCAUCAAUUUUGCCAAUUAUACCUGUUGCUGUUUUAACAUUAGGGUUUCAUGUAAUUACCCCUUUUAUAUGUAAAAUUGCUGGUAACACUAUAGAUGAUGCAAGAAAAGCAAUACUAAUUGGUGGGGUUGUUCCUUUGAUAAUGGUUUUGUCAUGGAAUUUGAUUGUGUUGGGACUUGUUGGGACAAAUAAAGGAACAAACUUUGGAAAUGACCCUAUUACCCUUUUGCUUUCUGUGAACCCUUCUGCUUUAUUUGCAGUUCAAGGGUUUGCUUUUUCUGCUAUGGCAACUAGUUUGAUUGGUUAUGCUGUUAGUUUGCCUAAACAAAUUCUUGACACUUUUGAGUUGGUAUUUGGAAAAGAUGAAACUUUUUGUGAUAAUGUGGAUGGAAAUGGAAGGGUUGGAGGAUUGGUUUUUUGUUCGGAUCGGGGUAGUAUUGGUAAUUCAGGGGAAGUUAGAUUCAGAGGUUCAAGGAAUUUGAGUGAAUUGAGAUCAAAUGAGGAAAGAUUUGAUGGUGUUAAAGUGAUGGUUACAUUAUUAGUCCUUUGUUUUUCAGUGUUGAUAGCUUCAUAUUUUCAGUCUACUUUUUCAAGAGCUCUUGAUUUUGCUGGAGUUUAUGCUAAUUGCUUUCUUUUUGGUAUCAUUCCUCCUGUGAUGACUUAUAUAUAUCAAUCCAAGAAGAAAAUCAGGUCAUCCUUCAUUCCAGGAGGAAAUGUGACACUUUUGCUUCUAUUCAUUGUAUCAAUCAUUUUGGGAAUUUGGCAUUAGAUAUUUAUCCAAAGGCAAUGCUUAGAAGGAUUUGAUUUAGUUGAAGUUAAAGUACUGGGCUCUAAUGAGAAUCAUAAUACCAUUUAUAUAUGUUGGAUCAAUGAAAGUAUGUACACAGUUAUGUCAGUUAUGUAAAUCAUCUAAUGCUAUGUGGAAUUAUAAUGAAAGUAGUUAUUAAAUCAAACAAAUAAUUUGUGUAUACUAUCAAGCAGUUAAGCUCUUUUUACCCUUUAUUAUA
Messenger RNA from Cicer arietinum (chickpea), 1940 nucleotides. RefSeq lists its product as uncharacterized. Lineage: Eukaryota; Viridiplantae; Streptophyta; Magnoliopsida; Fabales; Fabaceae. Gene Ontology annotation, biological process: amino acid transmembrane transport. The record is from RefSeq and is a predicted model, not a curated record.